Molecule: messenger RNA, 2088 nt
Organism: Knipowitschia caucasica
Lineage: Eukaryota; Metazoa; Chordata; Actinopteri; Gobiiformes; Gobiidae
Source: the annotation of a GenBank genome assembly
AUGUCAAUUUACACACAAAAAGAAGAAAAAUGCAGUGAUAUUUUACUGCCGUGUGCGAAACCCGAGUGGCAGGAGGAGUUUGUGGAGCUGUCCAAGAAGACGCUCAGGGGGGUCUCUCUUUCCCUUCAGAAGACGCUCAGGGGGGGUCUCUCUUUCCCUUCAGAAGACGCUCAGGGGGGUCUCUCUUUCCCUUCAGAAGACGCUCAGGGGGGUCUCUCUUUCCCUUCAGAAGACGCUCAGGGGGGUCUCUCUUUCCCUUCAGAAGACGCUCAGGGGGGUCUCUCUUUCCCUUCAGAAGACGCUCAGGGGGGUCUCUCUUUCCCUUCAGAAGACGCUCAGGGGGGUCUCUCUUUCCCUUCAGAAGACGCUCAGGGGGGUCUCUCUUUCCCUUCAGAAGACGCUCAGGGGGGUCUCUCUUUCCCUUCAGAAGACGCUCAGGGGGGGGUCUCUUUCCCUUCAGAAGACGCUCAGGGGGGGUUCUCUUUCCCUUCAGAAGACGCUCAGGGGGGUCUCUCUUUCCCUUCAGAAGACGCUCAGGGGGGUCUCUCUUUCCCUUCAGAAGACGCUCAGGGGGGUCUCUCUUUCCCUUCAGAAGACGCUCAGGGGGGUCUCUCUUUCCCUUCAGAAGACGCUCAGGGGGGUCUCUCUUUCCCUUCCGAAGACGCUCAGGGGGGGAAGACGCUCAGGGGGGGUCUCUCUUUCCCUUCAGAAGACGCUCAGGGGGGGUCUCUCCCUUCAGAAGACGCUCAGGGGGGGUUCUCUUUCCCUUCAGAAGACGCUCAGGGGGGUCUCUCUUUCCCUUCAGAAGACGCUCAGGGGGGUCUCUCUCUUCAGAAGACGCUCAGGGGGGGUCUCUCUUUCCCUUCAGAAGACGCUCAGGGGGGUCUCUCCCUUCAGAAGACGCUCAGGGGGGUCUCUUUCCCUUCAGAAGACGCUCAGGGGGGGUCUCUCUUUCCCUUCAGAAGACGCUCAGGGGGGUCUCUUUCCCUUCAGAAGACGCUCAGGGGGGGUCUCUCUUUCCCUUCAGAAGACGCUCAGGGGGGGUCUCUCCCUUCAGAAGACGCUCAGGGGGGGUUCUCUUUCCCUUCAGAAGACGCUCAGGGGGGGUCUCUCCCUUCAGAAGACGCUCAGGGGGGUCUCUCUUUCCCUUCAGAAGACGCUCAGGGGGGGUCUCUCCCUUCAGAAGACGCUCAGGGGGGUCUCUCUUUCCCUUCAGAAGACGCUCAGGGGGGGUCUCUCUUUCCCUUCAGAAGACUUUCAGGGGGGUCUCUCUUUCCCUUCAGAAGACGCUCAGGGGGGUCCCUUUCCCUUCAGAAGACGCUCAGGGGGGGUCUCUCUUUCCCUUCAGAAGACGCUCAGGGGGGUCUCUCUUUCCCUUCAGAAGACGCUCAGGGGGGGUCUCUCUUUCCCUUCAGAAGACGCUCAGGGGGGGUCUCUCUCUCCCUUCAGAAGACGCUCAGGGGGGUCCCUUUCCCUUCAGAAGACGCUCAGGGGGGUCUCUCUUUCCCUUCAGAAGACGCUCAGGGGGGUCUCUUUCCCUUCAGAAGACGCUCAGGGGGGGUCUCUCUUUCCCUUCAGAAGACGCUCAGGGGGGGUCUCUCCCUUCAGAAGACGCUCAGGGGGGUCUCUCUUUCCCUUCAGAAGACUCUCAGGGGGGUCUCUCUUUCCCUUCAGAAGACGCUCAGGGGGGUCCCUUUCCCUUCAGAAGACGCUCAGGGGGGUCUCUCUUUCCCUUCAGAAGACGCUCAGGGGGGUCUCUCUUUCCCUUCAGAAGACGCUCGGGGGGGGUCUCUCCCUUCAGAAGACGCUCAGGGGGGUCUCUCUUUCCCUUCAGAAGACGCUCAGGGGGGGUCUCUCCCUUCAGAAGACGCUCAGGGGGGUCCCUUUCCCUUCAGAAGACGCUCAGGGGGGUCUCUCUUUCCCUUCAGAAGACGCUCGGGGGGGGGGUCUCUCUUUCCCUUCAGAAGACGCUCAGGGGGGUCCCUUUCCCUUCAGAAGACGCUCAGGGGGGUCUCUCUUUCCCUUCAGAAGACGCUCAGGGGGGUCUCUCUUUCCCUUCAGAUGCCAAAGCUAAAGCCCUGUGUUUGA